This is a messenger RNA of Propithecus coquereli (Coquerel's sifaka), 2512 nucleotides long. It is a transcript of the gene TBL3, whose product is annotated as transducin (beta)-like 3. Gene Ontology annotation, cellular component: 90S preribosome; small-subunit processome; nucleolus. Gene Ontology annotation, biological process: endonucleolytic cleavage to generate mature 5'-end of SSU-rRNA from (SSU-rRNA, 5.8S rRNA, LSU-rRNA); endonucleolytic cleavage in 5'-ETS of tricistronic rRNA transcript (SSU-rRNA, 5.8S rRNA, LSU-rRNA). The coding region runs from base 86 to 2494 and encodes 802 amino acids. The record is from RefSeq and is a predicted model, not a curated record. Gene Ontology annotation, molecular function: U3 snoRNA binding; protein binding. NCBI's taxonomy places the organism in Eukaryota, Metazoa, Chordata, Mammalia, Primates, Indriidae. The transcript has 22 exons.
GUUCCGCGCGGGUCUCCCUCACGCGGCGGCGGCGGCGGUGCUGGUUCAAGCUGAUUUCUGCGGGCGCGGCGACGGCGGCGGCGACAUGGCGGAGACCGCAGCCGGAGCGAGCCGCUUCAAGGCCAACUAUGCUGUUGAGCGUAAGAUUGAACCUUUCUACAAGGGCGGAAAAGCACAGCUGGACCAGACCGGCCAGCACCUCUUCUGCAUCUGUGGUACCAGAGUCAAUGUCCUGGAGGUGGCCUCGGGGGCCGUGCUGCGGAGCCUGGAGCAGGAGGACCAAGAGGACAUCACGGCGUUUGAUCUCAGCCCCGACGAUGAGGUGCUGGUGACAGCCAGCCGGGCAUUGCUGCUGGCUCAGUGGGCCUGGCGAGAGGGCAGCGUUACCCGCUUGUGGAAAGCGAUACACACAUCUCCUGUGGCCACCAUGGCCUUUGACCCCACCUCCACACUGCUAGCCACAGGUGGCUGUGAUGGGGCCGUGCGCAUCUGGGACAUUGUGCAGCACUACGGGACACACCACUUUCGGGGCUCACAUGGUGUCGUGCAUCUGGUGGCCUUCCACCCGGACCCUGCCCGCCUGCUGCUCUUCUCUUCAGCUGCGGACGCUGCCAUCCGCAUGUGGUCACUGCAGGACAGGUCGUGCCUAGCUGUGCUGACUGCCCACUACAGUGUUGUCACCUCACUGGCCUUCAGUAUUGAUGGCCACACUAUGCUCAGCUCCGGCCGUGAUAAGAUCUGCAUUAUUUGGGAUCUUCGCAGCCACCAGGCCAUGAAGACUGUGCCGGUGUUUGAGAGUGUGGAGGCUGCUGUGCUGUUGCCAGAGGAACCGGCGCCUGAGCUGGGGGUGAAGUCUCCAGGCCUGCACUUCCUGACAGCUGGCGACCAAGGCACGCUACGUGUGUGGGAGGCGGCUUCCGGGCAGUGUGUGUACACGCAGCCUCAGCUGCCGGGCCCUGGGCGGGAGCUGACCCACUGCACCCUGGCUCGCGCUGCCGGCCUGCUCCUCAGCGUCACCGCUGACCACAAUCUGCUGCUUUAUGAGGCACGCUCGCUGCGGCUGCAGAAACAGUUCGCGGGCUACAGUGAGGAGGUCUUGGACGUCCGGUUCCUUGGGCCCGAGGACUCCCACGUCGUCGUGGCCUCCAACAGCCCCUGCCUAAAAGUGUUUGAGCUACAGACGUCCUCCUGCCAGAUCCUCCAUGGCCACACAGACAUCGUCCUGGCCCUGGAUGUGUUCCGGAAGGGGUGGCUCUUUGCCAGCUGUGCCAAGGAUCAGAGCAUCCGUAUCUGGAGGAUGAACAAGGCUGGCCAGGUGGCCUGUGUGGCUCAGGGCUCCGGGCACACACGCAGCGUGGGCACCGUCUGCUGCUCUAGGCUGAAGGAGUCCUUCGUGGUGACCGGCAGCCAAGACUGCACCGUGAAGCUGUGGCCCCUUCCUGGCACCCUGCUGGCUAAGAGCACAGCUCCAGACGGUGGCCCCAUCCUCCUGCAGGCCCAGACCACCCAGCGCUGCCAUGACAAGGACAUCAACAGUGUGGCUGUUGCCCCCAAUGACAAGCUGCUGGUCACAGGCUCACAGGACCGCACGGCCAAGCUGUGGGCCCUGCCACAGUGCCAGCUGCUGGGCGUCUUCUCAGGCCACCGCCGCGGCCUCUGGUGUGUCCAGUUCUCACCCAUGGACCAAGUGCUGGCCACAGCUUCAGCUGAUGGCACCAUCAAGCUUUGGGCACUACAGGACUUCAGCUGUCUCAAGACAUUCGAGGGGCACGAUGCUUCCGUGCUGAAGGUGGCCUUUGUGAGCCGAGGCACGCAGCUGCUGUCCAGCGGCUCUGAUGGGCUUGUGAAGCUCUGGACCAUCAAGAACAACGAGUGUGUGCGGACGCUGGAUGCCCACGAGGACAAGGUCUGGGGUCUGCACUGCAGCCGGCUGGAUGACCGUGCCCUUACCGGUGCCAGCGACUCCCGUGUCAUCCUCUGGAAGGACGUGACUGAGGCAGAGCAGGCAGAGGAACAGGCCAAGCAGGAGGAGCAGAUGGUCAAGCAGCAAGAACUGGACAACCUGCUCCACGAGAAGCGGUACCUGCGCGCUCUGGGCCUGGCCAUCUCGCUGGACCGGCCCCAUACUGUGCUGACCGUCAUCCAGGCCAUCCGGAGGGACCCUGAGGCCUGCGAGAAGCUGGAAGCCACUGUGCUCCGCCUGCGGCGAGACCAGAAAGAGGCCCUGCUGCGCUUCUGUGUCACGUGGAACACCAACUCCCGGCACUGCCACGAAGCCCAGGCCGUGCUGAGCGUGCUCCUUCGGCACGAGGCCCCGGAGGAGCUGCUGGCCUACAAGGGUGUGCGGACAGCGCUUGAGGCCCUGCUGCCCUACACUGAGCGGCACUUUCAGCGGCUCAGCCGGGCACUGCAGGCAGCCACCUUCCUGGACUUCCUGUGGCACAACAUGAAGCUGCCCACUCUCCCUGCAGCCCCCCAGCCCUCGGAAACAUAAAGGCGUACUUUCCUAUCC